This is a messenger RNA of Blepharisma stoltei, 399 nucleotides long. The record is from the annotation of a GenBank genome assembly. Lineage: Eukaryota; Ciliophora; Heterotrichea; Heterotrichida; Blepharismidae.
AUGGAGAAUCUGAUAUGAGUAAUUCUAAAGAAAAAAUUCAAAAGUGCGACUCCUCCCGUUAGCUCAUCAAAAGUCUCCAAGAGUUAUUUCUUCAGUUUGAGACAUCUCUCAAAAUCUCCAAUAAUUUUUGGACUUAUGCUAGAUGCAAGAUGUCAUCAAGAUGGCAUUCAGUAUAGAGAAACUGACUUGAAUAAGUCUAUAGAUAAUAAUUCAAAAGUGCGACUCCCCCCAUUAACCCAUCAAAGAUCUUCAAGAGUUAUUGCUUCAGUUGAGAUAUCCUUUAAAAUCUCCAAUAAUUUUUGGACUUAUGCUUGAUUCAAGAUGGCAACCAGUAUUGCGGAACUGACUUGAAAAAAGUUUAUAGAGAGAAAAAUUCAAAAGUGCGAUUCCCCCCUUUAA